AUGGGCAAAAGAAAUUUGAAACUCUGUGGCAAACUCAUUGCCUGUUGCGUGGCUUUUAUAGUGGUCCUGUCGGCGGGACUUGCAUCCAAGGCAUCAAUUUUCUUUAUGACGUCGUCUAUGGGCCAGGAACUGAAGGAAACCUCAACAGGGGGACCGCAUCGCUACACCAGCGGAGAUGACCCCAUCCGACACGCUGAGCACUUCGCUUGUUGGAUGUGGGGUAUUUUCUUCAGUUUUGUAGUUCCUGAAUUGUUCAGUUUCUUGCAAUUGCUAUACAUUUGUCUUUGCCGUCGAGAUUGUUGGAAGAGUCCUCGUUCUGUCGUUCGUUCUGUCGAUCUUCCAAUUGUGUUUCUAUUCGAGACUGCCCAGGCCGUUGGGAUGGCCAUACUAUUCGGCUCAAUUUUACCGUGUCUUUCGGUGGUACACGGUAUUGUGGUUACCAACUGCAUUUAUCUGGUUCCUGCGCUAUUCAACCUCCUGUCGCGAAAACCUGACGAACCGAAACCGUUAGCCAAAAUGACACUGGAUGGUAUUGCCUUUCUUGCCCAGUUGAGUGGCUGUUUACACUGGAUCUUCAUCCGAAGCACUACGGCAUCAUUGGGCAACCACUACAGUUCUAGCUUCACCCAACGCCACCAGUUGGUGGAUUGGACCUUGCCCGUAUCCCUUUUUCUCAUUUCUCUUGGCUGGUGGGAGAACCACGUCGACAAAGACGCAUCUGUCGGAUUUAUUAAGUUUUUGGGUCGAAUAAAAGAAGAAAUGAAGACGCGACCACUGAUUCAGAUAUUUUUAAUCCUGUGGAAAACACUGAUUUUCCUUGGCACAAUGCUCAUUUGUACCAGCGUCAUUAUUCCGGAAGGGCACAUACCAGAAACGAACCUCAGUUCAUUCUUGUUCCUUAUCAAACAAGGCUUAUAUCAAUUUUGGUCCAGUGCGAUGUCAGUGGAUUGGACUUCCCCGUUUUACAUCUUUAUCAUCCAAGCGACUGCCUCCUUGCUCUUCUUUUGUUUCGGGACAUUUGCCUGCAAGAUCGGUGCACAGAGAUACGGCUUCGCAUUUUCAGUUGUUAUAAUAACCCCUGUACUCAUUUCAACGUUAACUAUGGCGCAUUUCAAUAUAGUCGACCCACUUCCGAUUCCUAUCUCGUUCAGGACAGAUAACGACGACAACCAGCCAAUUAUAUUGCUAGCCCUGUCAUUCAUAUGGAUUCUCUCUCAAAUUUGGAUUACCCGUCACAUUUGGGAGCCUGUUGAAUUGGCAUUUCAGAUGAAUGAUACUAAAUGGUAUAAUUCUCUUCUUAUUGACCACUCAUUGAAUUUGAGCUCGCCACGGUAUCGAGACCAGGAGGAUGCCACCUCAGGAUGUUUAACCAACUGCACCAUAACAUCGCGCAUUUUUGCCGUUGCAACAAUGUGGCACGAAUCGAGCGAUGAGAUGAUGACCAUUCUCAAGUCUAUCUUCCGAUUGGAUAAAGAUCAAUCAGAGCGCCGUGUCAACCGUGAUUGCAGCAAGGUUAUUGACCCACACCUCUAUCAUUAUGAGACACAUAUCUUUUUCGACGACGCUUUUGAAUCGGGCACGACAGAUAGUGCCACGUCGAGGGUAGUCAAUCAGUUUGUAAAUGAGUUUAUCGCAAUGGUUGAUAAGGUGAACUCUCAAUGGACAAAUUCUACCAGCCCCCAAUCACCGACGGUUUCUGUCACUCCUUAUGGAGGUCGAUUGGUGUGGGUCCUUCCGGCAAACACAAAAAUGGCCGUUCAUUUGAAAGAUAGAACGAAAAUUCGCGUCAAGAAACGUUGGAGUCAAGUAAUGUAUAUUGACUACCUAAUCCGGUACGAGAUGGCGAAUUGCCUGGACAUGACGAAUGUCUUUAUACUGUCGCUGGACGGAGAUAUGGACUUUCAGCCAAAAGCUGUUCACACACUUGUGGAUCUGAUGAAUUCCCAAAAAGAUGUUAGCAUCGUUUGCAAUCGCUCUCAUCCAACAGGGUCCAUAGGUGCAAUGGUUUGGUACCAAAUGUUUGAGUACGCAGUUGGCUUUUGGUUGCUGAAACCUAGUGAGGAUCUGUUGGGAAGUAUACUUUGUGCUUCCGGUUGCUUCUCCCUCAUCCGUGCUAGUGUCCUCCUUGAUGAAGAAAUCAUGGCCAAAUUCACUACUGUUUCUGAGGAAGCUCACCACAUGAUCCAACGUGACCAAGGGGAAGAUCGAUGGCUGUGCACUUUACUCAUCAAACGAGGAUACCGACUUGCCUACUCGGCGAACAGUUCUGCGUACACCCAUUGCCCGGAGACUUUCGAAGAGUUUUACAAUCAACGUCGUCGAUGGGCGUUGUCCCUACUUGCAAAUACGCUAGAUGUGCUCUGGAAUUGCAGGCAAAUUGUUAAAAUAAAUCCAAAUAUUUCGUGGCUUUACAUCGCUUUCCAGGCCGUGUUACUAACUAUUGGCCUCUUGUGUCCCGGAUCAGUUUUUCUUGCUUUAGUCUACACUUCUGCAACUACCUUUUAUCUCAGCCCAUGGAUUAGUCUCACUGUUCAUUCAGUUCUUAUUUUUAUAUUCGUUUUUACCUGUUUCUUAGUUUCAACUCGCGUGCAGCUAAUGAUAGCGAAAUGUCUUUCAGUUUUAUAUGGUUUACUUCUGGUUGCUGCGUUGGUCCAUUGGUUAACAGCGAUGUCUGUUAAUUCUGGCAUACAAAUGUUAUGGUCGAUACAUAAUGUUUUCUUCCUUUGUCUGGCAAGUUGCAUCUUUCUGGCUGGUUGCCUACACCCGAGCGAAAUUCAAUGCCUUCUGGCGGGCCCUGUUUACCUCCUGUUGACACCUUCGAUGAGUAUAUUACUCUUGCUGUAUUCGAUAAUUAACAUGAACAUCGUUUCAUGGGGAACUCGUGAUUCUAAUCCACCUGCAACAGCAAGACCAACUACGGAAAUUCCUACGAAGGUCACAAAGUAUUUCGCUAACGAGAUGGAGCAGUCUAUUGUUAAUGGCACUGAGAAUUUGCAAAUUUCGGACGGAGAUGGUCAAAAAAUGAAUGCGACCGAUCAGCUUUCCAAAGACGCAUGUAGUCAACCUUGCAAAACAACAGAUUCUGAGGAAGCGUCUGUUUCCAGAACAUCAAUUCCAUCAUUAAGCGAUCAACAUGUCCACAGAAUAGGAUCCUUAGACUGGAAUUUGGAAACUGAAGUUAAAUUGUCAAAACAAUUACGUAAUGUUAAAUGUUUGUCGCACGAAGAAGAUACCUACUGGAAUAAUUUAAUAGCCCAGAAAUUAUCUCCCAUUGUGGACAACAGCCAAGAACACAAGGAAAGAAUCUCAAUCGAUUUAAUUCGGUUACGGAAUUGGUCCUUCACGUUCUUCAUUUUGCUCAAUUCGCUUUUCGUUGCGCUGAUAUUCGGGAUGCAAGCUAACGACAAUUUAAUAUCUCAAGGCGUAAACAGCACGGACAGUUUAACGCAUCACGACUUAAUUGAGUUGACGAGUCUCAAUGACGGUCGUUUGUCACAGACAAGUCCCGUACACAUUAUUCUGGUCUCGUUAGCCGGAUUGAUGCUAUUCAUUCAAUUUGCAGCCCUUUUGAUUUUCAGGGUCAAAAACCUAAUCCGCAUCUUGUCAUCUGUACAUUUCACGUCAUUAUGCGAGAGUUCACCGAGGAUGGAUAGCUCAGUCGUUUUGACUCGCUUCAAUCAAAACGGCGAAAAUUUAGCCACUACCCACCAUACAGAACUACGUCAACUUCAAUUUAUCUCGUAGUAUUAAAUGUUCCAGCGCUUUUCGUUUGGGAUUAUGGUGGUGGGUAAUGGAAAGUAGUACAGCUCCACCUGUUGUGCUUUCUGAAGAUGCGGGUUGCUGGUAUUACAAUGG
This is a messenger RNA of Daphnia carinata, 3855 nucleotides long. RefSeq names its product chitin synthase chs-2-like. Gene Ontology annotation, molecular function: chitin synthase activity. NCBI's taxonomy places the organism in Eukaryota, Metazoa, Arthropoda, Branchiopoda, Diplostraca, Daphniidae. The record is from RefSeq and is a predicted model, not a curated record. The transcript is spliced from 13 exons. Gene Ontology annotation, cellular component: cell septum; cell periphery. Bases 1 to 3744 code for a protein of 1247 amino acids.